Molecule: messenger RNA, 1248 nt
Organism: Ramularia collo-cygni
Lineage: Eukaryota; Fungi; Ascomycota; Dothideomycetes; Mycosphaerellales; Mycosphaerellaceae
Exons: 3
Coding region: 1-1248 (415 amino acids)
Source: RefSeq, a predicted model, not a curated record
AUGGGCGAGAAAGACGCACGCAGCAGUGCACCUCCGCCGCCAAGCUACCAACGGAUCCAAUCUGGAGGCGUAGAUCGCUCGCAAGAGCAACAUGACCGUCAGCAGAAUGUCUCGCGUACUGCUGGACCAAGUGCUCAGCGGGGCGGGCUGGCCUCUAACAAUCCAUUCCGAGAAGCGAGUGCAGCUCCUCAAGAUCACCGCCCAUCCAGUAGUAAGCCUACGCCUGUUCAGGAAUACCAGCCACCUCCAGGGCCGCCUCCUUCACACGCAAACAAGGAUGUAGAGAUGGGCGACGACGACUAUGUUCCGCCUCCAGGCCCACCGCCGGGCUACUCAGGGACAGCAACGCGUGAGGUUUCCAAGGCACCCACAUCUUCAGACGACAUGGAGCCUCCUCCAUACGAUCCAUGGGUUGGUCCAGAUGACAGUCUCCGCCCUCCGCCCUCUUUCGCUGCUGCGCAUCCUACAAACGCUAGGAGUCCGGCUGCUAAUGCUGACUAUGAUGAUGCCGCGCGGGCUCAUGCCUGGUGCCGCGAAACGCCUCUAUGGCGAGCCACUGAUCACAAUUCCCACAUCAUUGAGCGUAUUCAAGCUGGCGACCUGAGAUUGACUGUCCCUCCGAACACGACGGAUGUCACGCAAUACCAGCCUACGCUGGGACGGAGCUAUAUCAGAACUUCAUCUAAUGUCGGCGACACAAUCAUGCUGUCCGACAUUCCCAUCUAUGCUGCCAACGCAGAAAGUCCUCUGGUGACUGGCCGGCCGCACACCCUGUACUUUGAGGUCCACGUUAUGGGACUAGGCGAUAGGUACAAUCCAAGCAACACGAUUGAGUCCGGCAUUGCAGUCGGGUUUGUCGCUCCCCCCUAUCCAGCCUGGAGGUUACCAGGCUGGCAUCGAGCCUCUCUGGGAGUUCACAGUGAUGAUGGCAGACGCUACGUUGACAACAGUUAUGGGGGGCAAGACUUCACCUCGGCUUUCAAAAAGGGUGACGUGGUGGGCAUCGGCACCACUUUCCAACCCCCAAUUCACGGAGAUCGUGUGAGCAUGCGGUGUCAGGUCUUCUYCACGCGGAACGGCAAAAAAGAAGGCUGGUGGGAUCUCCAUGAGGAGAAAGACAGCGAUGCAGAUGAAGGCGAUGUCACGGGUCUGGAGGGCGAGCACGAUUUGCUCGCAGCUGUAGGCGUCUUCGGGAGUGUUGAGCUCGAAUGCGUGUUCAACAGGGCCGAGUGGAUGUUCAAGCCGUAA